This is a messenger RNA of Xiphophorus couchianus (Monterrey platyfish), 2480 nucleotides long. Its product is annotated as copine-9-like. Gene Ontology annotation, molecular function: calcium-dependent phospholipid binding. Gene Ontology annotation, cellular component: plasma membrane. The transcript has 20 exons. The coding region runs from base 318 to 1991 and encodes 557 amino acids. NCBI's taxonomy places the organism in Eukaryota, Metazoa, Chordata, Actinopteri, Cyprinodontiformes, Poeciliidae. The record is from RefSeq and is a predicted model, not a curated record. Gene Ontology annotation, biological process: cellular response to calcium ion.
GACCCUGGGAGCGCAGCGUGGCCGCCCGCCGCACACGACAGAGGAGCUGAAUGAACUUUAAAUCUGCCUCCCAACUUUCCGCCUCUCUCCUCCCGUCGGUCUCUCCCCCCCAACCACCGCCGCCCCCACACUCACUCACCCCCCUCCACACAAUCUCUUCCUCUCCCGCCUCCGCCGCUCCGCAGGUGAAAACCCAGAGGCAGAUCUCAGCCAUGGAUUUACUGCGAUCACGAUCCGAGUGCUGAACCGUCACAUCUUUCCACUCGUCCGGAUUUCCAGGCGCUUUUUGCGGAUGAUCAUCAGCGUCGUGAGGCGAGAUGAUGGCUUCAAUAGGCGAAUUCGACCCUCUGAACACCAGAGUCCCUGCAACUAAAAUAGAAGUUACUGUGUCCUGCAGGAGUCUGCUGGAUGUAGAUACAUUCUCCAAGUCAGAUCCUGUGGUUGUGUUAUAUGUGCAAGGUGUGGGAACCAAAGAGUGGAGGGAGUUUGGCAGGACAGAAGUUAUUGACAACACCCGAAACCCCGAUUUUGUCAGGAAGUUUGUGCUGGAUUUCUUCUUUGAAGAGAAGCAGAAUCUAAGGUUUGAUGUGUACAAUGUGGAUUCUAGAAGCUGUAACAUAUCCAAACACAAGGACUUUUUGGGCCAGACGUUCUGUACCCUUGGAGAAAUAAUCGGCUCAACAGGAGGACGGCUGGAAAGGACCCUGUCUGGGAUACCAGGGAAGAAGUGUGGAGUCAUAAUCUUGGCAGCGGAGGAGCUCAGUAACUGCAGGGAUAUCGCUACCAUGCAGUUGUGUGCCAACAAGCUGGAUAAGAAAGACUUUUUCGGAAAGUCUGACCCUUUCCUGGUGUUUUACCGCAGUAAUGAGGACGGAACGUUCACCAUCUGCCACAAGACGGAGGUGAUCAAGAACACGCUGAAUCCGGUGUGGCAGUCCUUCACCAUCCCCGUCAGAGCCCUCUGCAACGGCGACUAUGACAGGACUGUGAAGGUGGACGUGUACGACUGGGAUCGAGAUGGAAGCCAUGACUUCAUUGGAGAGUUCACCACAAGUUACAGAGAGCUGUCCAGGGGGCAGAAUCAGUUCAAUGUCUAUGAGGUUUUAAACCCCAAGAAGAAAGGCAAGAAGAAGAAAUACAUCAAUUCUGGGACUGUAACUCUGUUGUCCUUCAAAGUGGAGUCAGAGUAUACCUUUGUGGAUUUCAUCCGCGGAGGGACACAACUGAACUUCACCGUAGCGAUUGACUUCACAGCGUCUAAUGGUAACCCAUCCCAGCCCACCUCCCUCCACUAUAUGAGUCCCUACCAGAUGAAUGCAUAUGCCAUGGCCCUGAAAGCAGUGGGGGAGAUUAUCCAGGACUACGACAGUGACAAGCUCUUUCCUGCCUACGGUUUUGGAGCUAAGCUGCCCCCUGAUGGCAAAAUCUCCCACGCCUUCCCACUGAAUGGCGACAGCGAUCAGCCAAACUGUGUGGGCAUAGAGGGAGUUCUGGAGGCCUACUUCCAGAGCCUGAGGACAGUGCAGCUGUAUGGACCCACCAACUUCGCACCAGUUAUCAACAAAGUAGCAAACUGUGCAGCAGAGAUUACAGAUGGCUCUCAGUACUUUGUCCUGCUGAUGAUCACAGAUGGAGUGAUAUCUGACAUGGUCCAGACCAAAGAGGCAGUGGUCAACGCAGCAUUACUUCCUCUGUCCAUAAUCAUUGUUGGUGUCGGCCCUGCUGAGUUUGACGCGAUGGAGGAGCUUGAUGGAGACGAGGUGAGAGUAUCCUCCAGAGGACGUCUUGCUGAGAGAGACAUUGUUCAGUUCGUUCCGUUCAGAGACUACAUCGACAGGUCCGGUAACCAGGUGCUCAGCAUGGCCCGGCUGGCCAAAGACGUCCUGGCCGAGAUCCCUGACCAGCUGCUGUCAUUCAUGAAGAGUCGAGGAAUCGAACCGCGACCGGCCCUUUCCUCCUCCCCCCUACCGGCGCUGCACCGGCACAUCUGACCCACACAAUCCCCAACAUCUUCUCCAUCUCUGUCUCCUUUUUUCCCCUUCCUCUGGUUUCUCUUAUCCUCCAUUUCUUUGCCACUUUAAAAAGAAGGAAGCAUCAACCUGCUGCUCUCUCACCCAGAGUCUAAACAGACGCCUCCCUUCAGCACAGCGGGGGCUCAUCCUCCACUCACCUGCUGCUGUAACUCAUCUGUUCCUCUCCCUCCUCUUAAUAUUCGGUUACAUUGUUAAAGAGCGUUGGGACCGACCCCCUGAGUGGGACCUUCUGGAACAUUCACAGCUGGAUGUUUAGGAUGUUUUCCCACCUCAUAGUCGGUAGACUUGGUUCUAUUGGCGACCAAAACAGAAAUAUUUGUUAGAUUUUCAGCUGUUGCGGUUCCCUUUUACACUGCACUUCGUCAAACAAUCCAAACUCUUUGGAAAACCUGGUCCCCUCCUCGCCUGUGGUGGCGCUACAUCAAGAACCACAGAAGGAAACAACAC